Molecule: messenger RNA, 8105 nt
Organism: Lampris incognitus (smalleye Pacific opah)
Lineage: Eukaryota; Metazoa; Chordata; Actinopteri; Lampriformes; Lampridae
Gene: cica
Product: capicua transcriptional repressor a
Exons: 22
Coding region: 420-8105 (2561 amino acids)
Biological process (GO): regulation of transcription by RNA polymerase II
Cellular component (GO): nucleus
Molecular function (GO): DNA-binding transcription factor activity, RNA polymerase II-specific; RNA polymerase II transcription regulatory region sequence-specific DNA binding
Source: RefSeq, a predicted model, not a curated record
ACCCCGCUAAGUUGCCCUGCCAGAGAAGAAACACGAGCCGCCGUUGUUUGGCAGCCGCCGAGGACGACCGGUGGACCGUGUUGCUGCUCCCCGGCGGACGAGGCGGAGCGCUGAGGCGGAGCGCUGAGGCCGGGCUUCCCACUCGGAGUCUCUGGAAAAAGGUGGAGAAACACCGGCUGCGUGACGAGGUGAGACCGGGAUGAGAGAGAGCGGCUCUGGCAGAGAAGGAAAAUAGAGAGAAAGGAAGGAGAAACUGGGGUUGCAGCCAUAACUCUAAAAAAAAGACAAAAUAAAACCAACAAACGGGAGUGGUAGAAUCUCUGAUGAAAAAGAAAUCUGUUUGGAGGAAAACGUGACGAAAGGGAGAGAGAGAUAGGAAAAGAAGACAUUAAAAAAGAAGAGGAAAGUUCAAUGAAAAGAUGAAAUCGAAGCACGGUCGGCGCUCACCGCCCUCCACCCGGGCCAAAGGGGGGAAGCGACGAGGAGGGGAUGCCCCGGAUGAGGGGGAGAAGAGAUACCCAGACAAUCACAGAGACAGAAGCAGGUCCCCCAAAAAUCAAAACUCCUCCUCCUCCUCCUCUUCAUCAUUUUCUUCUUCUUCUUUGCACUCUGAGUCAUCCCAGGAGGAGCCACUCAGGACACGGGCCACCCCGGAGAGGGAGGGGCUCCACAGGGACAGAGAAGGCCAAAGGCUGUCAGAGACGACCCCAGAUGCUCUGGUCGAUUCUGGGAAAUUGGCAGCCUCCGCUGAUGACAGAGUAGGGCGGUCAGGGGUGGGCAGUGCCGGCCACAGUGAUAGCUGUAGUAGUAGUUGCAGUAGUAACAGUAAUAGUAGUACCCCGAGCGCCAACAACAGUCCAAACCCCGCCUCCAGUCGAAAGACGGCGACGUUUAAGGCACGUGUGCCCAAGAAGAAGUACACCUCUGAGCACUGUUCAUCCAAUGCAGCUGGUAGCCAUAGUAAUCCCACUUCUGACACACCCCCUCCUCCUCCUCCUCCUCCUCCUCCUACUGCUACUACUACUACUACUGCUUCUUCUCUGACUGGUGGGAGCCUUGGCAUCGUCAGCCAGACGCCGACAGGAAGGGAUGUUGCUGGGUCAAACACAGAAAACAACAGUCAGAACAGGAGACCGAUGGAGGACUUUAAUAGGACAAGGACAGUUUUGGUGCCUCAUGACAGUUCCCCAGGACCUCCCACCCUGUCCCUGGCAGGGGAGAGGGACAGGCUGGAGUACGGGGAGGUGGGGGUGAGAGAUGUGGAGAGAGUCGCUCCCAGCCCGCUCCCCCGCUGCUCCUCAACGGACACCGCCAGCGAGCACUCAGCCGACCUCGAGGUUGUCGUAGACACUCAUGCGCACCCCAACACGCCCUCGCACAUGCCUUCGAGCCUACCCGACGCACUUGCUGAUGCCCUGGCCAAGGGGCUGAAGAACCAGCGUGUGCUUGCUCGCCAGCUCCAGAGAAGGAGCAGUGGUGAGGAGGAAUCUGGAGGCGGGGGAGGGAGGAGUGGAGGGGAGUGGUUGGAUGCGGUGUUUCGGGCCGGGGUCGUCCGAAAGGUCAGCGGUGAGUAUGGCAGCCUGGAAGUGCAGCUGAACGGUGAAAAGACAGUUUGCCGUUACCCUUACAGACACGAGGGGCCUCCAGGAGUUGUGGACAUCAUCCUGGAUGCCCCCCCACCUGGCACCCAGCCUGUGGCCAUUGGUGCCCGCGUCUGCGUGCCGUUUGGCAAUGAGGACAGCAGCGAGGGUCAGAGGCAGUGGUACAGAGAGGGUGUGGUCACACAGGUGGACACUCACCCAGCAGUGGCCAACCCCUACCGAGUUCUUCUGUCUGAGGAUAGAGUGCCUCCUGGUGACGAAGAAGGGGACAGCAGAGGGACCGCAGGUGCUCCCCAGGCAGUGUGGGUUUCCCGACAGAGCCUCCGACUCCUUGUGCCACCCUGGGAUCUAGACCUGCCCCCUGGGGGGGAAAGAGAGGGAGGAGAGGGGGAGAGAGAGCGAGAAGACAGGGAGGAGAUGGAGGUAGAGCAGGAGUUGUACCGUUUAAGUCAGGGCAUGGCGCCCAGUGUAGGGCCGGUGUUGGGGCAUGGGUUACCCUACCCCGGCAUGGCCCCAGCCUCCUCCACUUCCUCCUCCAAUGUAAGCUCCCCCGUCACACCGGCCUCAGUCCUCAGCCUGGUGCCUGGCAGGGACUGGGAGAGAGAGAAAGACCUAGAGCGGGAGAGAGAGCUCCAGAGGAAGCAAGAAAGAGAAAGGAAUGCCAAACCCCUACAUCAGCAUCACCCCUACAUGCCCCUCACCCCCGAAGAGGACAUGGAGGUAUCCCACUUCAACAUGGUCCCAAUGGGAGCCAUUGUUUCGGGGCCCAAACAUCGCCACAUUCUGUCCAAGCCCCCGCCAGGCUACCUCAGCCCCCACCUCCCUGUGAUGCGGGGCAUCGGGAUCCCCCCAACCCAUUUGGCCCUCAACCCCCACCCCCCUCCCUCUCCUGUUCUGCUGGGUCUCGACCCAGCGACUGCAGCUGUGGCAGCAGCGGGGGCUACAGUCAUUGCAACGCCUCAGCUCCCCCCUCUCCCCCCCAUCUCCUCUGCAACUGUUUCCUCCUCCCGGGCGGAGAAGUGCUUAUCGGGAGGAGGAGGGGUUGGGGGUUCAUCCGGGGGUGGCCCAAAUGGUGGUGGAGGCUCGGGGUCGGUCUCGACAUCCUCAUCAUCUUCACGUUCUCGGACUCCACUGACUGCGGCCCAGCAGAAGUACAAGAAGGGUGACGUGGUCUGCACGCCAACCGGCAUUCGCAAGAAGUUUAAUGGAAAGCAGUGGAGGCGGCUUUGCUCCCGUGAGGGCUGCUCCAAGGAGUCUCAGCGCCGGGGCUACUGCUCCCGGCAUCUCUCCAUGAGGACCAAGGAGAUGGAGGCCAGUGGAGGGGCCAGAGGGGAGCGAGGAGGUGCCAGCAGUACUGGAACUGUGACACCCUCUGACCUGCGGCUGGGAGGGGGGCGAGCCAGUUCGGAGUUUGAGUGGGACGAGACGUCCCGGGACAGCAGUGAGGCGAGCAGCCGUGGGGGAGACUCCCGCCCCCGCCUGGUGCUCCCUUCCCUCCUCCCCCAGGACCUCUCCCGCUUUGACUUCGAUGAGUGUGAAGCAGCAACCAUGCUGGUGUCCCUGGGGAGCUCACGCUCAGGGACGCCCUCAUUCUCCCCAAUCUCCAACCAAUCGCCCUUCUCCCCCACGCCCUCCCCCUCGCCCUCACCCUUGUUUGGUUUCCGCCCUGCCACCUUCAGCCCCAUCACUGCCCCCCCUUCCCUCACUCCACGGCGCCAUCGCCAGCUCAGUGGCACCAAACUGGGUACACCAGGCACAGAGCGGGAGCGCCACAUGUCGGGCAUUGUGCCCACCUUCCAGACCAACCUCACCUUCACGGUGCCCAUGAGCCCCGGCAAGAGGAAAAUGGAUGCCCAGCCACCACCUCCUCUAUCCACUGCCCAGGACUACCAGGCCAAACCAGAGCAGCAGCAGCUGGUUGGGGUGGGUGGAGGAAUUCCUGGCGAUCCAACUGUGGGUCUCAACCCUGCGGCCUUCAGAGUCCUCUCCCCCCAGAGCCAGCCAGGCACCCCCGCUUCCCUCUCUUUCCCCCGACCACGCAGUGCCACCAGCAGGCCCCCAUCCUCCGCUGCCUCCACCCCUCCACCCAUGCUGGUCUCCCCAACACCUCCUUCACCGCUGCCCCAGGAACCCUCCCCGCGACGGAUUGUGCCACUCCGUGACUCUCCUGUCAUUGUCCGCAACCCGGACGUCCCCCUGGCCAAGUUUUCUGAGGGUCCCCUAGGGAGGAGAGAGAGGAGUCGGUCGAGAGAGCACAGUCAGACUCCUCACCUAGCUCCCCCGGGCCUCCAGGCUCCAGUCCCCAUCAACGGGGCUGCCACCAAUGGAGCAGUCCUCCUUCGCAACCCCACGUCAACCUUGCUCCUUGUCACCUCCAGCUCAUCUUUGACUCCAGCCACAGCAAGCCAUGCUUCCCUGUCCAGCCCUGCCACACCGGGCUCAACAUCCACUUCCUCAGGCUCGGCCCUGUCCAGCUCUGGCUCCGGGGGCCGGGAUAAAGAGAGGAAGCCUGGGGGCCACCAGGAUGCCUCCGGAGGGACACUGCCUCAGCCCGUGGCCUGUCAUCCAUCGCCCACCGCUCUGCUACCUCUCAUACUGCCGGCAGAGUCCCCUCACCCAGCCCCACGCAAGGAUAUCAUCAUGGGGCGCCCAGGGACCGUUUGGACCAACGUGGAGCCUCGCUCGGUGCCAGUGUUCCCUUGGCAUUCAUUGGUCCCUUUCCUGGAGCCCAGCCAAUCAGGAGCAGCUGCCCAGCCUGCUGAUGGUCAACAGCUUGUCAAUCAGAGCAAAGAGCCUCGUUGUGGUGUGGCCCUGGUGAGUGAUGGGCGGACUGGCCCACCGGACGUGGAACAGGGUUCUCCGUCACGCCCGCCCCCCACCAGUGACAACCCGCCUACAGAGAGGAGCGGGGCUGACAGCGAGACAGAGAGCGACACAGACGACCCGUUCUUUCCGGGUGUGGCCAAUGACCCAGCGCCCUCUACUGGCCCCAUCAAGAGACGCACACAGUCCCUCAGCGCCCUCCCCAAGGAUGGAGACAGGAAGAGGGAGAAGGACCACAUCCGGCGUCCCAUGAACGCCUUCAUGAUCUUCAGCAAACGCCACCGCGCCUUGGUCCACCAGCGCCACCCCAACCAAGACAACCGCACCGUCAGCAAGAUCCUGGGGGAGUGGUGGUACGCCCUGGGCCCCAAUGAGAAACAGCAGUACCACGACCUCGCCUUCCAGGUGAAGGAGGCCCAUUUCAGGGCCCACCCAGACUGGAAGUGGUGUAAUAAGGACCGCAGGAAGUCCUUGUCAGAGGGACGAGGAACCCCCAAAGAAGCCCGGGAGAGGAGCAUGUCAGAGAGCACAGACCCCCAGUCAGGGUCCCAGGUUGUGGCGUCCCAGGUCGGGUUGGAGCGACGAGGUGGAGCCUUUGGGGGCCAGCUUCCCCGUCCCAGAGCCUUUUCCCAGAGUGCCGUUCACGCCCUGGAGCGCCGGGAGAGAGAGAGGGACCUGGAGAAGGAGGACGGGGCAAGUUUUUUUCGCAGUCGGCCCCUGCCUUUGUCCCUGUCCCAGCGAGGAGCAAGUGAGGAUGUGACCAGUGAUGAAGAGCGCAUGGUCAUCUGUGAGGAAGAGGGGGACGAUGACGUCAUGGAGGAUUCUUGCCCUGAAGGUUCCAUAGACCUCAAGUGUAAGGAACGGGUAACAGACAGCGAUGAGGAUGAACCAGAUGGACAGCCAGUGGCUCGCUCCUCUCUCCUUUCCUCUUCUCCCAGCAUCCCUCACUCCAGCUCCUCCACUCCUAAAGGGAGCACGUUGGGCGGGGGAGGAGGAGGAGGAGGAGGAGGGGAUAGUGGGGACAGCUCUGAGAGGAAGAGAAAGAGAGGGAUGGACGGAGGAGAGGAAGGGAGUGAGGGAGGAUCCAAGAGAGGAGGAGAAGCAGCUGCAGCAGUAGGAGGAGGAGGUGAAGUGAAGCAGACUGUCUCUGCGUCCAUCUCAGGUUCCAACAUCCAGACUACCUCCACCCUGGCCCAGCAUGGCCUCACCCAGGUCCUCGGUGCUGUCCGUAUGGCCCCCACCGUCGUGACCAACGUGGUACGGCCUAUUGCCAGCACGCCCAUUCCCAUCGCCAGCAAGCCAAUAGAAGGAGCUGUCACCCUCAGCCCCCUCCCUCAGGAUAGGAAAGCCACACUUCUGAUUGGUGGAGCUCGACCCCAACAGCUGCCAAUCACUGCAGGGGGUGGGUACCUGUCGUCAUCUCCCCCCUCCAAUACUGUCAGUGUAAGUGCUGCAGGCGGCAAUGGAUUGGUCACUAGCCUUGUUGUGGGAGGGGCCUUCCAAGCUGCCCAGCCAAUGCAGCUACUGUCCCCCCAACCCCAGCAGCCCUCCCUCUCCCUACUCCAGCCUCAGCUCCUCCCCACUGACACCACCUCCUCUCUCCUGCCCCCUGCUGGCGCCAAGUCGCUAUUGCAGUUCCAGUACCUCCUACCUAGUGACAGCCCCUCUGCCCCACCGCUAACCCAGCAGCCAACCGGUGUCCUCGCCCAGCCCUCUGCCCCGCCCACCAAUGCUUCCCUGGCCAAUGGUGUGCAGUCAGGGGCGGGAGUGGGGCUCAGAUAUGCGUCAGUCAGCCCUGGAACCAGAGUCCAAACUCAGUCACCGGUCUUGCAGAGUAAGAUGUUGGUUCCCAUGGCAACAGUGAGAACCGGGUCUACUCCUCCUCACCCUUCCAUCUCCCUGGUGGCUCCUCCUCUUCCCGUGCAGAACGGCCCCCCAACAGGAAACAAGAUCAUCCAGAUCGCCCCGAUGUCUGUGGUCCAAACCAACGUCCACCCUGCAGCAGCAGCAGUGCAUCCUGGGAGCCCCUUCCCAGUUUCCAUGGCAACAGUGAUGGCCCAGGGCCCCGUGCCACCACAGACUGUUAUACUGACCUCACCUCCCACCAGAAUCACCCAUGUGCAGUCCAGCCCAGGGGUUAGCUCAGCAACAGCCCAACAGGCCCCUCCCCCUCCAGGCCCCGCCUACUUGCCAUCACCGCUGGCAACUCUGGGCUUUACAGCCAUUGCACCUGCGGGACAAACCCUGGUCCAGCCAAUUGUUGCAGCCAGUCAGCAACCACUACUUGCUCCAGCCCCACCCCUCAGCUGUCAAUCACAGACUCCAACACAAGCCCCGGCAACCACUGGUCGCCAGGUGCUUACUGCUAUUUACCCGGCCCCAACAGUUACCCUGGCAACGGGCAUGGUCUCCAUGGCUUCCAUACCACCUGCAGUGGCGACAGCGGCCCAGAGCGCGUUGAACCCCUCAUCUCCAUCAGUAAUGGGGGCGCAGGGUUUAGAGGUGGUAACUCCCAUGCUCGGCAUGGCCGCAGAGGUCGAGCCGAAGGUGGAGGUGAAGAGGGACAGCCAGGAGGAUACUCAGGCAGAGGCCAUGGGACUGGGGGCCUACAGCGGGGCCUCAGCGGCUGUCUCCUUAGCAGCUUGCCCCCGAGAGGCAAACUCAAGGUGCAACGCUGCCGCAGUCAAACGGGAGGACGGCUUCAGUCACAUCACAGAGGUAAAGCUCAGCGAUGGACACAUGGGGGAGAGUCAGGGCGAGGUGGACGGAGAGCGAGGCAUGGUGAAGGAGGGCCAGGAGACAAAGAAGUGGGGCAGAGAGCUGGAGAGAGACGAUCCUGACAGCAGCGGCGGUGGUGGCAGCGCCAGAGAGGCAGGACCUCGCUCACCUCCUCUUCCAGCCUUGGGAUUGGACCCCCCUCUACCUCCUCCCCCUGCUGACAGAGACUCUGCCUCCUCCUCCUCAAAAAAGACCAAGUUCCGCCCCCCGCCACUCAAAAAGACACCCGAGUCUGUCGACAAGGUCUUGUCAGGGGCGUACUUCGAGGAGCGCUUUGCGGAGCUGCCGGAGUUUAAGCCAGAGGAAGUUCUUCCCUCCCCCACCCUGCAGAGCCUGGCCACCUCCCCACGAGCCAUUCUGGGGAGCUACCGCAGGAAGAGGCGCAACUCCACCGAGCUGGAGUUGGCCGGGGAGGACCCCAGCUCCCCGAGAAGGAAGACGCGCCGUCUGUCGAGCUGCAGCUCCGAGCCCAACACCCCUAAGAGCGCCGCCAAGUGUGAGGGUGACAUCUUCACCUUCGACAGAGCAGGUACAGAGGCAGAGGACGUUCUCGGGGAGUCGGACCGGGUUUCUCACUCCUCUCUACGCAGAACUCUGGACCAGCGCCGGGCUCUCGUCAUGCAACUCUUCCAGGAACAUGGUUUCUUUCCUUCAGCCCAGGCCACGGCUGCCUUCCAGGCGCAUUACUCAGACACCUUCCCCACCAAAGUCUGCCUACAGCUGAAGAUCCGUGAGGUCCGCCAGAAGAUCAUGCAGACAGCCACACCCGGGGCGCCCGAGACUGGGGGGUCAGCCGAGGUCAACCCCGCCCCCUCGCAAAGUUCCUCCUCCAAUCAGCAGGCCCGGGAGGACGGAGGGGCGGAGCAGGCAGAUAAUAAAGGCCGGAGCGCUGAUGAGCUGUGA